Danio aesculapii is the source of this 2016-nucleotide messenger RNA. RefSeq names its product nerve growth factor receptor b (gene ngfrb). NCBI's taxonomy places the organism in Eukaryota, Metazoa, Chordata, Actinopteri, Cypriniformes, Danionidae. Gene Ontology annotation, cellular component: plasma membrane; cell surface. Gene Ontology annotation, molecular function: death receptor activity; nerve growth factor binding; coreceptor activity. Gene Ontology annotation, biological process: Rho protein signal transduction. The record is from RefSeq and is a predicted model, not a curated record. The coding region runs from base 281 to 1576 and encodes 431 amino acids. The transcript is spliced from 6 exons.
UCUUUAAAGUCUGUAUCAGUGGACGCGCACUUGUAGUCUGCAGUCGAGUGUCAACCUCAUCAUCGCAAACAUCAGAAGAAUUCAUCUGGAAAAACAGCACUCAGGUCCACUAUUGCUCAACAAUGCUGCACACUUAUUAGGCAAACUUUCAGCGGACUUGAGGAUCAGAGCGAUUUUUUUGAGUCCUUGAAGGAACUAUGAUGCUAAAUUUAUACCAGAGUCACCGUAAAGAGUGAAUAAUCCACCGGCACUACUUCAUCCAGGACCACCGUCUUCCAGCAUGUUCACUGUGACUCUAGUGUUUCUGCUCGUGGGGGAAGUCUUGUCUAGUAGGGACGCAUGUCCCUCGGGAGCUUUUACAACCAGUGGAAAGUGCUGCAAACAAUGCCAGCCUGGGGAAGGGAUGGUGAAGCCCUGCGGAGCGACGCAGACAGUGUGUGAACCGUGUCUUGACAGCGAGACGUUCUCGGAGAACUUCAGCCAUAAAGAGAAGUGCCUGCCUUGCACACAGUGUUCUGAGCUGAUGCGCAUGCUGACGCCCUGCACGGAUGCCAACGAUGCCCUGUGUGUCUGCAACUACGGCUUCUUCUUCAACAAACUGAACGGUCGCUGCGAGGCCUGCACUGUGUGUCCUGUAGGCCAGGGUGUGCAGAUGCCCUGUAAAUUUAACCAUGAUACAGUGUGCGAAGUGUGCGUGGAUGACACGUAUUCAGAUCAGGACACCUCUUUUGACCCCUGCCUGCCAUGCACGGUGUGCGAUCAGCCCGAGAUGGAGGUGAAAAGCUGCACUCCUGUCAGUGACACUGUCUGUCAAGAUUUAGAUGCUCCUAACAGCUCUCCUUCUCCUUCUGCUCCUCCUCCUACUCCAUAUUUCACACCUUCUCCUUCAAUACAUACAUUUUCUUCUCCUGGUCCAUCAGUUGUCUCGUAUACAGAGAAGCUUUCACCUGACAAUCCUACUGAGAGCGUGACCACGGCUGACCCUGGGCUAAAGAGACUCCAUGGGCUGAGCGACAACCUCAUUCCCAUCUACACCUCCAUACUGGCUGCGGUGCUGUUGGGCCUGGUGGCUUUCAUCAUAUUUAAACGGUGGAACAGUUGUAAGCAGAAUAAGCAAGCCAAUAACCGAGCGUGCAGCGCAAACCCCAGUCAGACUCCUUCUCCUGAGGGCGAGAAACUCCACAGUGACAGCGGCAUCUCAGUGGACAGUCAGAGCCUGCAGGACGGCCAGGGGCCUCCACAUACAGUUGUCAAGAUAGAUGGAGGUUCGACUCUGACUUUGCCCUUACACACACGGGAGGAGGUGGAGAAACUGCUAAAUCGUACCUGUGAAGGAGAGGAGUCAGCAGCCAAUGAGGAAACCGACUGGUGCAGCCUAGCCGGGCUACUUGGAUACAAAGAAGAACACAUUGCUAAUUUCAAGCAGGAGGAACGGCCCAUCCAGGCACUUCUGUCGCACUGGGCGAGCCAGGAUUCGGCUAACAUUGAUACGCUUUGCACAGCACUGAAGAAGAUCAACAGAGAGGAUAUUGCGCAAAGCAUCAUUGUCAAACCAACUGCCACAUCUGCUGUAUGAGAAGUCAAACACACACAAAUACACACCUUACAUUGCCUUCCACAUUCACAGUGUUGAUGUACCACUGGUGAAGCUGAUGUAUCAGUAUAUCCUUAAAUUUAGGCUGUAAACUCAAGUUUCACUGAUUAUGGCCAAACUGUGUGCAAAGAAUGCACUGUUUAUUUAAUAUUGUUUGCAUGUUCCUUUAAUUCAAGGAAAGCCAUAUGAACUCGAACAUGGACAUUCAUGUCUUUCCUAAAGAUAUUCAUAAUCGUUGUUUCAUGUUUAACACAUUUCAACCUAACAAACAUGCAAGCCACAUGCCACAUCCAGCUUAACCUACUAAUAAUACUCUAGUAAGUAUACUUUUUUCCUCACUGUUUGUGAUUUCCAUUUCUCUGGCUCUGUAUAGAACAGGAUCUGCUAUCAAACAUCCAUAAAGCAUAUGGUUAUAUGUCAAA